CGCAACAACUUGUACGAAAAACAAUUAUUUAAACAGUUUAAAACGUAUCUAUUUAUAUUUAUAAAGCAGUGUAUAAUUUCAGCUUUAAUUGUUGCUUAGUGUUUCGUAGUUUUAGCUGUCAUUUUCCAAAAGAAAACUCUUAUUGUGAUACGUCCAAUCAAGGAAUUCGAAUACGGAAGGAAAAUGGCGGAUCGCGAGCCGCGCGUUUCAUUUCGAAUAUAGAACCUAAUCGAUAUCUUAGUUUUAGUUCUUUAUUCAAAUCUGUUUUCGGAUCGAGAAUGUUAGUGAGGACUUUGAAUUGAGCUAUUUUGUACGCGAGUGGUGGGACGUUUAAAAUCGAUAUUUCGGCGAUGUCGGUUUGAUUCAAGGGUAGUUUUACGCUGUCCUCGUUCGUAGACUGUUGUACAUGUCACAAAAGAAAGAAGAGGAGUAGACUGGCGUCGGUGGAGGUCGACAUGACGACGGAAACUGCGACGCCGAACCAGGCGGACGCGAGCACCGCGUUCCUGCGGGCUGCGCGCGCCGGCCAAAUCGAAAAGAUCAUAAGUCUCCUAGAACAGGGCGUUGAUAUCAACGUUAGCAAUGCUAACGGUCUAAACGCCAUACACCUAGCUUCCAAGGAUGGGCACGUGGAGGUGGUCCGAGAGCUGCUGCAGCGCGGUGCAGCAAUCGACGCUGCCACGAAGAAGGGCAAUACAGCGCUGCACAUCGCUUCGCUUGCGGGGCAAGAGGCAGUCGUUAAGUUGCUGGUGCAGACUUCAGCACAGGUCAACAUCCAAUCCCAGAAUGGCUUCACACCAUUAUACAUGGCUGCACAGGAGAAUCACGAUGGUGUCGUGAAAUUCCUGCUUGCUAAUGGAGCCAACCAGAGUCUUGCUACUGAGGAUGGCUUUACCCCCUUAGCCGUGGCUAUGCAGCAAGGCCAUGAGAAGGUGGUGGCAGUUCUCCUAGAAGCUGACACCCGCGGCAGGGUGCGCUUGCCAGCGCUCCACAUCGCUGCCAAGAAGGACGAUGUUAAAGCUGCUAAUUUAUUACUUGAGAAUGAACACAACCCCGACGUGACUUCGAAGUCCGGCUUCACUCCGCUGCACAUUGCUGCUCAUUACGGCAACGAGGCAGUCGCCAGACUGCUGCUGGCUAAAGGAGCUGAUGUCAACUGUGCUGCUAAGCACAACAUCUGCCCGCUGCAUGUUGCUGCUAAGUGGGGCAAGGAAAAUAUGGUGUCCCUAUUAUGCGACAACGGGGCUAACGUAGAGGCGCGCACUAGAGACGGGCUGACUCCUCUCCACUGUGCCGCCAGGUCUGGACAUGAGAGGGUCGUGGAGGCAUUGCUGGAUAGGGGCGCUCCUAUCACCAGUAAGAGUAAGAACGGCCUAGCCCCCCUCCACAUGGCGGCACAAGGCGACCACGCGGAAGCCGCGCGCGUGCUGCUGUCGCGCCGCGCGCCCGUCGAUGACGUCACUGUCGACUAUCUCACAGCACUGCAUGUGGCUGCCCAUUGUGGACAUGCUAAAGUCGCUAAAUUGUUGCUGGACAGGAACGCGGACGCGAAUGCGCGUGCUCUAAAUGGUUUCACACCACUGCACAUUGCCUGCAAGAAGAACAGGAUCAAAGUGGUGGAACUGCUACUCAAGUAUGGUGCAAGUAUCCAAGCCACAACAGAAUCAGGUCUGACUCCACUCCACGUGGCAGCGUUCAUGGGCUGCAUGAACAUCGUGAUCUACCUGCUGCAGCAUGAGGCCAACCCUGACGUGCCUACUGUUAGGGGAGAGACUCCUCUGCAUUUAGCUGCGAGAGCUAACCAGACGGACAUAAUCCGCAUCCUCCUCCGCAACGGAGCAGCAGUAGAGGCUAAAGCUAGAGAGAGACAGACGCCCCUACACAUCGCCUCUCGUCUCGGCAACGUGGACAUUGCAGUCUUGCUGCUGCAGCACGGCGCUGACGUUAGAGCUAUGACUGCCGAUCAUUAUAAUCCGCUGCAUAUUGCUGCUAAACAGCAUAAUCAUGAUGUUGCAGCGGCGUUGAUUGAGCACAACGCUCCACUCACGGCUACUACCAAGAAAGGAUUCACGGCACUCCAUUUAGCUGCUAAAUAUGGAAACUUGAAGGUGGCAAACCUCCUCCUAGCUCAUGGUGCCUCUCCCGACCAAGCUGGCAAGAAUGGCAUGACUCCACUCCACAUCGCGGCGCAGUACGACCAGCAGGCUGUCGCCACCACGCUCAUGGAGAAGGGGGCUGAUGCUAAGGCUGUAGCCAAGAACGGGCACACUCCUCUCCACAUAGCGGCUCGCAAGAAUCAGAUGGAGACGGCAGCCACCCUGCUGGAGUACGGAGCCCUGACCAACGCUGAGUCCAAGGCUGGGUUCACGCCUCUACAUUUGGCUGCUCAGCAGGGUCACACAGAAAUGUGCUCCCUUCUCCAAGAGCACGGAGCUGAAGUAGACCAGCAGGCGAAGAAUGGACUGGCAGCGUUACACCUGGCAGCUCAAGAGGAUCGAGUGCCAGUCGCUCAACUUCUCGUCAAGAAUGGAGCUGAGGUGGAUAUCUGCACUAAAGGCGGGUACACACCGCUGCACAUCGCCAGUCACUAUGGCCAGGCGAACAUGGUGCGGUUCCUGCUUGAGAACGGCGCGUCUGUUAAAGCUCAGACUACACAUGGAUAUACAGCGCUCCACCACGCCGCUCAGCAGGGGCACAUUAACAUCGUCAACAUUUUGUUGGAACACAAGUCCGAUGCAAACGCCACUACCACGAAUGGCCAAACUCCUCUGGACAUAGCUUCGAAGCUCGGCUACGUGACGGUCAUGGAGACACUCAAGGAGGUGUCAGAACCAUCCAUAGCACCUGUCUCCCAGGAGAAGUACAAGGUGGUGGCUCCAGAAACCAUGCUGGAGACCUUUAUGUCGGAUUCUGAAGAAGAAGGAGGUGAGGACACAAUCCUCAACGACCAGCCAUAUCGCUACCUGACAGCAGACGACAUGAAGUCUUUAGGAGACGACUCUCUGCCUAUCGACGUGACUAAAGACGAAAGGACCGAGUCUGCUAUGAGUCAUAAGAAUAUUAUGGAAUUGUCACAAGGCUCAGUGAACGGCAUGCCAUACCAACCACAACAAGAAGUGGUGGUGAAGAGCAUCAGCCGCUACAGCACUGCGCAGGCGCCUGAAGGGUAUUGCUACAAUGUGGAUCCUACGCAACCCAAGAAAAAACUGCAGUGGAAGAACUUCCUAGUAUCGUUCCUCGUAGACGCGAGAGGGGGUGCUUUACGCGGUUGCCGCGGGGGAGGGGUGCGGGUUAUUGUGCCCCCACUCUCUGCACAACAGCCUACUAGGAUUACUUGCAGGUACUUGAAGCCAUCCCGCAUCAACCACAUGCCGCCCUUGAUGGAGGGAGAGGCGCUCGCAGCCAGGGUCCUGGAGAUGGGACCUGUCGCUGCUAAGUUCUUAGGACCAGUGAUCCUAGAAGUGCCCCACUACGCCUCCCUCCGUGGCAAAGAGCGUGAGAUCGUCAUACUGCGCUCAGACAACGGCACCAGUUGGAGGGAACAUAACGCUGAUGCUACAGACGAUGUAGUACAGGACAUCCUGCAUGAGACUCUUGAAAUCGAAGAUACGAACGAAGACGAAAAAGGCUGGGAUGCUCCCCGCGUCACUAGAAUCCUGACACAUGACUUCCCGCAGUACUUUGCUGUCAUAUCUCGUAUAAGACAGGAGGUGCACGCUAUUGGACCUGAAGGUGGCAUGGUAUCCAGCUCAGUGGUCCCACAAGUACAAGCCGUAUUCCCUCAAGGCGCCCUCACCAAGAAAAUCAAAGUCGGCCUACAGGCACAAAUAAUCGAUUCAGAACUUACUGCAAAGCUACUCGGUCGCGGAGUAGCGGUAUCGCCAGUAGUUACUGUAGAACCGAGACGAAGGAAAUUCCACAAAGCAAUCACCUUGAGUAUGCCAGCUCCUCGUCCUCAUACCCAGGGUAUGACGAACCAGUACAGCACAUCUUCAGCUCCAACGUUAAGGCUGCUCUGUUCCAUAUCAGGUGGAACGAAUCGUGCGCACUGGGAAGAUGUUACUGAGAAUACUCCUCUAACGUUUGUGAACGACUGUGUUUCGUUCACAACUACUGUGUCGGCUAGAUACUGGCUGAUUGAUUGCCGACACGUUGAGGAUGCUACCAAAAUGGCAACAGAGCUAUACAGGGAAGCAAUCCACGUGCCAUUCAUGGCCCGUUUCGUGGUGUAUGCCAAGCGCACUGAUGAAUGUCAGGCGCAGCUCCGCAUGUUCUGUGUCACAGAUGAUAAGGAGGACAAGACCUUGGAGCGCAUUGAGCGGUUCAUACAGGUUGCUAAGAGCAGGGAUGUUGAGGUCCACGAAGGUAAACCAGUGUACCUAGAAUUUGGAGGCAACUUGGUACCAGUAGCGAAAUCAGGAGAACAGCUGUCGAUACCGUUCCGUGCGUUCCGGGAGAACCGCGUGGCCUUCCCCGUCAUGAUCAAGACGCAAGAUCUGGAGCCUAUCUGCAGGUGCCAGUUCAUGAGGGACCCGAAGGUGCCGAAGGGUGAACCUUCGCCGGCUCCUAUCGCUGUGCUCAACAUUAUGGUGCCCGAUGAAGAGAGGACUUCUCCCAUCCCGACAGAAACUGUGCCCAUGCGCACAGAGGAACAGGAACUCAUUUGGAGACAGAGGCUUAGCGAUCCAAGACUGGAAGACAUCUGCAAUCUCCUCGGCAAGGAUUGGGUAGCGUUGGCCUACGAGCUUGGAGUCAGCGUGGCCACCGUCAACCAGAUCCAAGCCAAGAGGAUCACGGCGGCUGAGCAGGCGCAGCUCAUGCUGAAGCUGUGGAAGACGCAGUCGGGAACUAAGGCCUUAGAUAAUGCACUGGAGCUGGCGUUAUGUCGUAUCGGCAGAGAUGACAUCAUUGCUCCACAAUCAGAAUUGACAAAUGAACGACGAAUCCAACGAAAUAUUUACCAGGAAAGACAAGCUUCUGAAGAAAUCGAAGCUUACAAAGCAGAAGAAGACAAUAAACUCAAAGAUAGGAUAUACGAUGAAGAUCAAAUAGCUGAACAUAGAGAGUCUGAGCACGAUCAGGAUGAAGCCAAGUAUUCGCCUGAGGAGAAGUCCAUAGUUGAAAAGAGUGAAGUUGAGAGAACUCCUACACCAAGCGAAGAUAGUGAGGAAGACGAAGACGUGAAACGCAGUGUAGCGGAAAGAAAAGAACAAAUAACGAGAAAGUUGAGUUCUAGCAAAAUACCUGCCUCAAAACAGAAGAAAGAAAUUAGAGAAGAAAUUAUUGAAAUUAAGACUCAAAUAAAACCGGACAUCAAGAAGUUCCAGGAUAUAGAACAACAGGUAAUGGAAAAAGAACCAAAAUUAGAAAGAACACGAUCAAAAACUUCUCCUGACACGGUUGAAGAAGAAAAAGAUGUUGACGUCCAAGAAGUUGUAGAAGUGAAGAAGGAAGAGCCUAAGCCAGUAGAACGGCCAGUCGAACAGUUCAGAAAGUUCGAUCCGUCAUCACCAGCCAAGCCAACUCCUAAACAUUUACAAAGACAUAUGAGAAAUGAGUCAAUGAGAUUCCCAUCAGGAGAUUUCUCCAACGUUACCAUCACUCCAAGAAAGUCAGUGACUGCUGAAACUACUGAAGUGAAGGUGACCGAAACGAAAGAUACUUUUACGAAAGAAGCGAUUUCCCAAAAAGAGAUCGUCACAUCAAGAGUUGAAGAGAAAUUAGAUGAUGGUGAUAAGUCUCCCGAUUUAGUUGUGGAAGAAGAAAAAGAUAUAGCUGAAGCUCCAUUAAAAGCUAAAAUUAGCUCUUUCGAAUCAAAAAUGUCAAAAGAAUCCUCAGUCGAAUUACCCAAGACUACAGUAAAAUUAACAAAAGAAGCGUUGAAGAAACAUACAUUAGAACAAGAUCAGGGUAUUGAGUACACUCAAGAAUUUGUAAGAGAACAGUCCAAACAAAUAUCUAGUAUGGAAACUCAUGUAACUCACAAAGUAUCUGUCGAGACUGAGAAACAGGUUGAAACGGUAAAAUCUGUAAAAGAAACGAUACAACAUUUCGAUUCCAAGAUAAAACUAGAAGAAAAAUCCAAACCAUAUCAUAAAACAAUGAGAACUGACUCUACUUUAGUACAAGUAUCUUCAGAGGAAGACAGCGAGUUUUUGAAGAAGUCUACUGACUCAGAAACAGAGACUGAAUCUCAAACUACCGUCAAGGUAGACAAACUAGAACAAAAAAGUAAAUUUAAAAUUGAUAGAGACGUUUUUGAUAAGAAGCCUGAUGGCACGGGUGUGCCUAAAGACGCCAAAGAUAAAAAAGAUGAUGAAGACAAAAAAUCUGGGGAUGAUGAUACGAAAGAUGACCAACCUUCGAUCAUGAGAGAGCAGAAGUUAGAAAAGCAACUUACUCAAGAAUUACGAGCCAAAGUCAGUGAAGAGGAGAUCACGGAAACUUUGGAAGAAAAAGACGUUUCUGUAAGUGAAACAUAUUCUAGAGGUAGAGAUAAGGUCGAACAGCAAAUAUCGGUGACGAGUAUAAAAUCAGACCUAAGCAGACACACUAAGACUGAUUCCAUGGGUUCUGAAGCUACUGACAUGGUUAGUAAACUGACAUCCCAAGAGUCGCCAGCACAAUCAGCCAUUGACAAGGCUGAUUCAUUGGCUGACAUACAACAGAGUACAGAGAAAGAUUUCAGCUUUGUCUCACAAACUGAAUCUAAGGUGUAUUCAAAGGAUUCCAAACACCGCAGUGACUCAUUAGACGAGGCGUCACAAUUCUCAGACUUGGAUGACCAGAUUGGUACAAGUCCAGCUCACAGGCCUCACAUAGACAAAGAUUUAGAACAAACCAUAACCAAAACUGAAACUAUUACUGUAACUACUAGUCUAACAGAUAGAAAAGAAACUAGAGAUCAAACUUUAGAAUUUUUGAAGUAUGAAAGUGAACAUAGUUCGCAAGUUCUUGAAUCUGCUUUAGCGCCAAAGGAAGCAGAAAAGAUAUCACCAAAAGAAUCACCAGUCAUAAGUGCAAAAGCGCGACAAUUUAUUGAAACAGUUCCAGAAGACGAUUCUGUACAAGAAUGUUUCUUCUCGAAGCGUAUCUAUUCUGACUCCUUAGAAGACUCAGAGCAUACUGACUCAAGACGACAUUCAGAAGCUGAGUCACUAAAAUCAGACCAGUCUGAUGUGAAGGCUAAAGUAUCUUCAUCUGAUUUUGAUGAACGAGCAGAAUAUGAAGAAACUAUUGACUCUGGAAGUGGAUUUGGAGAUGAGAAAUUCGAAGAAAGUGUCGGCUUCACUUCUAUGAGAAUCGAUCCUAAAGUGGUCGACCUUGAAAAACAAGAUUCUGGGUCUGAUAAGGCCGAUGAGUCAGAACCCGUUUUCAAGAAAAUGACACCAAAACGGUCUCAUUCGAGAUCUGAAUCGAUUUCAAUAACAAAACUAAGCGAUUUACAACUCGACUUGGAACCUAAAACGAAACAUGAGUUCCAAAUGAUCGUGACCGAAGCUGAAGAAGUAGAUCGAUCAGACAAAGAUGAAUUAUCUGACAAAAUCUCUUCUGAGAGUAGCAGGGAAGUAGAAAUCUCUGACAGAAAAUCUUCAGAGGGUAUUUCAGAUAGAAUUAGUUCAGAAGAUGCUGUGACAGAAAAGAAGACUUCUUCUGAAGAGGAUGCGACAAGAGAACGUGAACCUGUAUUUGAACAUGGAAAAGAAGUAGUGACGGCUAUAAUUGAGACUGUAAGAGAACCUGAAACUGUUGAAAUGAGAACUCAAGUUGUGAAAGAUGAUGUAGCAGAUAAAGUUGACGCAGUGAAGCGCCAAUCAGUCACAUCUGCUGGUUCUGGAUCUGUCAGUGAGCUACGUUUAGAAGAAAAACGUUUAUCAGACGCUCACAGUCUGACUGAGUCCAGGGACUAUACAUUUGAAGAGUCCGAGGAUGACAUUGGAACUCAAGGAACUCACGUAGACAUGUCCAAAGAAAAGGUUGAGAUUAAACCUGAAAGUGAGACUAAGCCUAAGGCUGUCCCAAGUAAAGCGGAACAAUUAAAACUGGCUAAACUGACUCAUGGAGACUCAUUAGAUGACGUCGAAGGUUUCCCAGAAGAUCACGUUACUGAUUAUGUUCAUAAACUACCACAUAUUGCUGAAAUGGGUUCUGUCCAAGAUAAAGACCUCACAAGCGAUUUCUUGCGUAAAGAAAGAGAGGCGCAAUUGAAACGCGAAACUGUAAAAGUAGUAGCAACGGCAGUUACUGAAUCUGUAUUACCACAACAAUUAACACAAAUCACUAGUGAUGUGACCAUACCUGCACCGCUAGACAAAGUGGAAACUACCACUGAUCUAGAAUCUAUUUUACCCGAAAAAGUUACAAGUGCUGUAGUAGAGUCUGUUAAAUCGGAAAAAGUACUGACAAGUGUAGUACCCGAACCUACACAGACUGAAAAAGUUGUAACUAGUGUUGUAACUGAAACAGUGCAACCAGCAAAAUCUGUGACAACCGUCGUAACAGAAUCUGUCCAGCCAGAGAGGGUUGUAACUACUAUUGUUACAGAAACUGUGCAACCGGUAAAAGAAGUAAGAAUAGUUGAAACAGUUCAAUCAGAACACGAUCAACAUCCUAGAGAAAUCGUUUUUACCACAAGACAAACUGAAACUAGCUACACAAUCUCGUCUAAAGACGAACCAACUGUUGUAUCAGAAGUCAAGACUUUUAUCAAAGAUGGUGCUACCACAACGGUUGAGGAAAUCAUCGAAACUAAACAACAGGUGAUAGUAAGAGAAGGAAGUAAAUUUGAUGUAUCUAAAAUUAGAACUGAUACACUUGGUCACUUUGAUGUCGGAGAAAUAGAUCAGGCCAAGAAAUUUGUGCCCAAAGACUUAGAUCUAGAAGAAACUACCGAAAUUACAAAAGAACAAGUAAAACCGGUGAUUGAUGAUAUUCUACAUAAAGGCACUAUUGCUGCUGCGGCUAGGAGCCCUGUGCUAGAUAAAGAUAUUAAGACAAUUACUAAAGAAAUCGUAGAAACUGAGAAACGUUCCUAUGAUGCUAAAGUUCCUCACAAAGAGGAGCGAAGACAUUCCUGUAUUAGCCCAGCUAUAUCCCUUGAAAGGAUUGCUGAAUCUGAAGUUGAAACUGAGGAAGAACCUCCGAAACCAGUCAGCCUGGUAGCAGAGACACAAAAAGUAACGGAAAUAAAGACUGAAUUGAAAAAGUCAGACUCAGCUAUGAAACAAAUGGCUGAUAACAUAGAAAUAAUUAUAAAACAGGCCUCUGAAGAUAUUGAUCUUUCUUCCGAAGAGCAUGCAGCUGAUGACGAAACUCAAGAUAUCGCAGGCCGAGUAUCUGUUGAUUCUAUAAUCGAAGAAGCUGUGACGACUGUUGAAGGAUAUUUAGAUGAAAAAGAUGCAAAAGAACAGGAGAUUGAAGCUAAGAAAGAAAUUAUAUAUGAAGAAACUAAGAAAUUCGCUAAGGAAAGACCUGGCUUAAUCAAAUCAUUAUCAAGAGAUAGUGGUGAAAUUGUAAUCAUGCCAAAGAAGAAACACCCCAGAACAUUCUCUGUUCAAAGCUCUCCUGAAGAAGUUGAAGAGCAGAUAUAUACUGAUUCUGAAUCUGAUAUGGACAAAGCCAAAGUUCUAGAAAUUAUAGAACCCAGUUCAGAUAUUGAUGGCAAAACUCCUGCGUCUAGCUUCGAUACUAGGAAAAUUCGUACUGACUCUCUGGAUGACGCCGACGACUUCCCUGAAAAAGAGGCUGAAUAUUUCGGUGAGGAUGAUAAAUAUAUGGAAGAUGCACCUGAAUCAUUCCAGGCAGUCAAAUUUGAUGAUACAGCUGUUCAUAGCGAUAUGGCUGGUCCCAGCACUAGUUCUCUUCGUGGAUUAGAUGAAGACGACAAGUUUACUGAAAAAUUCGUCAAGAAAACUCAUUUUGUGGAUAGUCUAAUGCGCUCAGAUUUAGUAUCAAAAUCUACCACAGAGUCAUCGGUUACCACGGUUAUAUCGACAUUAACAAAAUCGUCAGAUGAAGAUCAGAAGUCUGUUCUUGAAGAUGGAACGUCUGCUGAUUUCUCUAAGAUCAGUGGAGCAGACUUAGUAAAAGAUCCUUCCAAAACGUCUAUGGAAGCUAAGGAUGAUUCUAAGUUUGAGGAACAAAUUGAAGACCGUGGUACUCCUGACUUGUCCAAAAAAUCUAUAGACUUAACGAAAGAUUAUUCAAAAUCCUCAAUUGAUAGCAAAGAUACUUCCAGAGACUUUGCUACGAAUGAGUUAUCUAAAGACUCUACUGUAGAUUUAACCAAAGACUUUUCGAAAGCUUCCGUAGAAAGUGUAAAGGAAACUUCAAGGUCCAUUGAUGAGAAAACAUUCUCUGAAGACCAUUCGUCUUUAGAUGUAUCCAAAACCCUAGCUUCUGACGCUUCAGAAGGUAUCACAAUAAGCAAAGAAUUUAUUGAAGAGGAGAGAUCAGUUUCAAGAGUUGUGAGGGUUUCCACAAGCUCGUCUCAGGAAACAUCCAUUUUAACGGAAAGCAAAUUAUUCAGUGAACAAGACGAAAAAUCAUAUGAAAGAGCAAAACCUUCCGAUAGAACUGAACAAGAUUUUAUUGGGGAAAUGGAAGAGAAGAUUGCGCAACUGCAGUCAGAAUUCAGAAAAGAAGAAGAAAGUAUUAAAGAUAUGGCUGAUUCAGAACCUGAAGUCAAGGUUGAGAAACAUGUUGUUACCAAAGAAAUUGUUGGUGAAGAUGGAGUAAAACGGAUUAUUGAAGAGACACAUGUGACAACAGAAACAGUUGAACAUAUAGUCAAAGAUAUGAAAGACCUUGGCGGAGACCAAAUUAAAAAAGAACUUUUAGAUGAUCAGGUUGAAGAUGCUGAUAUCCUGAAAGAAGCGAAAGACGAAGUGCCUGACAUGAAAGAGCUAAAUAGAAGGUGUUCUAAUCUUCUCGAAGACAUUUCACAAGGAGCUCUUAUUAGGAUCGACUCGACUCAUGUCACUCACGAUCUUGUUUCGAAAUUCUCCAAAACUCCACCACCGUCCCCAGUUGACCUGACCCUCAAAGAAAAAUCCAAAACCGACGAUGGUACUGGCGAAAAGCCUGCCGGGCUACAACCUAAAGGCUCCGAUUCGUCGUUCCUGGACGCUAGCCGUCAGUCACCAAGAGCUUCUUCAGCCGGAGACAGUGUCAUCAGCGAAACAGAAGCUCAUCAGAGUGAGGUACUGAUGGAAGCGUCUAAGGCACUCACUGCCGCCGCCAGGCCCAAGUCUCCAACUAAACAUGUAGCAGAUAAUAUGACUUUUGUUAAUGUCGAUCAACCGACCAUCACUAGUGGCGCUAUAGAACUUGUUGAUCGAACAAUUGAGAAAAGCAUAGAUGUCAUAGAUCAAAUUAAAAAAGAGCAACUUGCCGUUCAAAUGGAAGAAAUGCAGAAGUCCACGUCAAGUGACACGUUCUAUAGCGAAUCUAGAGUUGAAACUUCAUCUUCGUCAGUACAUAAAUCAUUUGAAGGUGGCGAAUUGAAGUUCCAAUCCAUUGAUCCCGAAGCUGUUAUGUCUGACAUGGUUGCCAAGUUUGGCACCAAAGAUGAGUACAGCACAAUUCUAACGCACAAGGAAACUGAAACACGAAAGAUUUCUGGCCAAGAAUUCUUUUCUGAAACGAAGCAAGUCUCAUCUUCAGAUGAUGACUCGCUAGUUAUUAAAACUGAAACAAAACAUGAAUUAAGAGGACAAGAACAUGAAAUGAAAGAGAAGACAGUCAUUCGGAAGGAAGGAGACCAAACAGAAACAUCACAAAAGAAAUUAGAGAAAGCUCAUGAAGCUACAGCAAAAAGAUCGGACACUGAAACAAAGACUGUUAGAAGUACAGAUGACGCAGACAUAAUAAAAGUUGAAAGAGAGUUUUCAGAACAAGGACUUUACACUGGGCGCCAAACCAAAUCUGAAGAAAAGAUGACUGCUAUUAAAGAUGAGACAAUCAAGAAAAAACAUGAUGUUAAAAUAUCCGAACGUGAUUUAUAUCAUGAACAAUGGGGAAAAGAAUAUUUCACGGAGCCAGGUGAAUUAGAAAAUAUCGUUGAAGAUGAUGAUAAGUCAAGAGUGGCUUUUGUUGAUUCUACACUUAAGAUUGUUGAGAAGGAUGAAGUCGUAUCUAGUGUAGAACUCUCUGAAAAGGGUAAGGUUGUAAGUUCAACAAUAGAACACCAUAAAGAAGAAUCUGUAAUAGAAAGCAAAGAGCAUGAUGAUCUUAGCUCUGAUGCUUCCCAUGCACCGAGUUUUAAGAGUGAACCAACUGGCAAACGAGAUUCUUCGGAGGGAAGCCCCAAAAGUAAAUCGAAGUCAUUUAAGAAAGACGAUGAGACAUAUGAAGUGAACUUUAUAAAGGAAAUCAAAGUAACUACAUCUCCAGUAAAGAGCACAUUCAGCCGAACUGGAAGUCAAGACACGCAUUCAGAAUCAGAAGCCGCACCUGAAUUACCUCAUGACGAUAGAACUGGAGACACGCCGAAAAAAGAGAAACUUUCUAAGUCUCCCAUAAAGUUACCGCAACAACAAAUUCAAGAUCAAGUUUGGGAAGUUUCUUUACAAAAAGCUGAUUCAUUUGAGGUAGCUGAUGAGAUACCAAAACCCAAAAUAACAACAAGUGUGGAAACGUCAAGUACCACCACAAAGAGUUCAGACAGUGACACUAUUUUAGAGAUCCGAACGGUUGUUGAAACAAGAACUGAAGUUACCAAAACAUCCAAAACUGACAUGUCCCCGAUAACAUUUGAGCUAUCUGAUGAGAUAAGUACGACAUCUAAAGACAUUAUGAUAAAAUCUGGUGAAAGCGUUGAUACGGAAUGUAUGAUAAAAUCCUUAGAGUCACAUGAGGGUGAAGUUUUACAGAAAUCUAUGGAUUCUACUGUAAGUGCUGAAACCCUCCAUGCGUCCGAAUUUUCCACCGAAGCUGAUUCGGCUUACUUAACAGGAACUGAUCAUAGACGAGAAGAAAUCAAACUAGUAAAAGAAAAAAGCCUGGAAGACAUUUGCAGUAGUGGAUACGACACAGAUCUCUCCUCUGCCGAGUUUCAUGCAACGAAACUCGAGUCAGAAAGGGUGGAUUACGAUUCACUCAUGUCUGCUCAACCACUAACCGACUUGUCAGUUUUGGAAAAAACUAUAGAUGAAGUCAAGCAGUCUCUUGAAGCAGCGCAAGGCGAAAUUAUUAGUGAGAAAAGUGAUGGAAGCAGUAAAUACAAACAGUCACCCUCAGAAUUCCAGUUUAAACUCUUGAUAAGUCCCGAUAGACCUGAAGUAAUAACUGAAGAACAGCAUGACGAUCAUGAUAAAACAAUUGUUUCUAAUGAAAAGGAACAUAAGGUACUGGAUAAAGUUGACAGCUCGUCACCUAAGGUAAGCUCGCAAGAUGAUACCACGACGUCUGAUGAAGAAAAGGACACUGUUCAUAUCAAAGAAUCGAGUCCACCAUUAGACAGUGCUGAUAUUUCAAUCAGAUCAGACAGUGGUCCUCACUCUAUUAUUGAGACUGAUAGUGAAAUUAUUCUUUACGACAGAGAUAAGUCAAUCAGUAGUCUCGAAGUUAAACUAAGGGAACAGAAACAUAUAAAAUCUAAAUUGGGCGUAGGUGAUCGGCGCUCAGCAUCUGAAGUAGAAGGGUGGUCUAGUUCAGGAGAAAGUCACUACCAUAGCUUUGAACAUUCAGAGAGCAGGCCACUAUCCUCCGAUAUUGAAGUAAUGAUGACCGCUCAAAGUGGUACUGAAUUCGAAACUGCCAUGACUAGCCAUGAUGUUUCAUCGCAAUCCUUGAGGACGUCUAAGGAUUAUUUCACAGCAGGCAGUUCACUUGCUUCUCGAGAUAGUAUGAAGAGCUUAGAUUCUGAUGGAUCUAGCCACGUAGCCAGUAUUGAUAUUUCUGAUGCUUCGGAAACUCUCGUACCUUCUGCUAAUGAGUUAAAAGAAGAACUAAUGGAAAGUAGUACGUAUGUUGAACAAUUUCUCCAUGAAGCAGAAAAAGAUCCGGAAAAGAUUAAAGACGUAAGUGAAGAGGAAGGGUCAGCCGAUGAGGAAGAUGGUAAAGUUGAUGUAAUUGAACCUGUCGGUAAGAUGAAGAGAUCACACGAAAUGAGAUUCCAACCUAAAGAUUUAAUACCCGAACAUUUUCCUACUGAAAGCGCUUCAGAGAGUGUAGAUAUUGAUGAAGAUUCUAUGAAAGACAAAGAUGGUUCUGAUACCACCAUUUCAAGUCAAUUGAAAACAGACGAGAUUUUAUCAUCGUCCAUAUCAAAGUUAGAUAUGCCAUCAUCUCAAUCAGAUUUAGACCUAAUUGAAAGUAAAGAAGUAGUAACAAAGGUAACAACGCAUUCACAGGAAGCUAUACCAUUCUCCGUUACUAAAAUAGAAAAACCCCAGAGAGAAUUUGUUGAUGUGGAGAGUGAAAUUAUUCCCGUUGGAUCUUCCGAGUACGAGGACAUCGUGAGGCACGGAAGCAUUACACCAGAACCUAAAAAAGUUUCGAAAGAAGAUGUUACUAUAACAAAGAAAACUGUUCACGAAUCUGAAAGUGCACCGGGCGGAGAAUUACAUGAAGUAGUUGAGGAAUGUCAAAAGAAAAUAGUAAAAGAAGUCAGUGUUAUUCCUUUCCCGAAAACAGAAAUACCACCUAGUCAAAGGGAGUUUGUUGAUAUCGAAGAUGAUAUUAUACCAGUUGGAUCCAAACAAUAUGAAGAAAUUCUGAAAUCGAACAGUGAUUCAUCUGUCCCUAAAACCAAAGUUGAAAAAUCGGUUGCCAAAACACCAGAUUCUCAGCUGGACAGCAAACAGACUUCAACGUCCAGCUUACAGACUCAUGACCAUCAAUCCCUUCAGUCUACACCUCAAACUCCAUUAUCUGCUCCAAGUCAAAGUUCCCUUUCUACAGAUAAUGGUAGGGAAUAUGUCCUAGAUGACAUGUAUGAUAUAUCAGAAACCCCCGAGCUUAGAUCAGAUCUAGCCGAUACUAGUAAAUCAGAAUUAGUUAUAACGACUGAAGAGAAAACACUACAUACUUACGAAAAAGAACAAGAGUCUCCCACUAGUGAUGAAUUUGAAAUGGUCGAUAAACCAAGUGAAAUGGAUGACUUUGUAGUGAUUGAAGAAGUAGCUAAAGAAGCCCAGGAAACCGACACUGAAGGGAAAAGUGUACAAAUAAAAAUGCAGAAGUUUGAAAAACGGCAUGACACAGAGAUUGAAGAAUACUUGUCUAAAACAUCCAAAAAGCAGGAUAGCACCAGCAGUGCAUCAGGGUCUUUAUCUGAUGAAGAACUAUUACAAUAUGAAUUAGAACAAAAGAAACUACAGGCUCAAGAAUUAGCAGAAAUAGAGGCUGGAAGGCGAUGGAUACAAAUGCAAUUCGAAGGUGAUCCCAGAUAUGACUACGAAAGAGUACCUUUAGAAGAUAUCAAGGAAGAGGAAAUGACUGAUUUCGAUGCCAGCAGAAUUGGCAGUUUGACUUCCCAAAAAGAGUCAAUAGGUAGUUACGGUAGUUUUAGAAAUUCGUAUGGAAGCCUAUCUGAAUCUGAGAUGGCAUCUCGAAUAAGGUUUAGGGUAAGAGGCGAUAAUGAUGAUAUUUCUAUCAGUUCAUUGCAAGAGUUUGAAAAUCUAGAGAGAGCGUUAAUGGAGCAAUACCAGCAACAUUCUUCAUCUUCUCAAGAAUCUCUCAACGGUUCUUUGCCAAGACGCUACAUUCUUAGUAGGAGUCAAGGUGAUGAUAUUUCAGUGUCAAGCUUGAAAGAAUUCGAAGGCCUAGAAUCAGCUUGUUUAGAAGCAUUGAGGGCUGAAAUACUUGCAAAACAAAAAGAGGCACUCCUAAUGGCCGAUCCAAAAGAAGUAAGUGGUAGUUUCUUGGAACGAGAGAAGCGAUCGUAUAGCGGAAGUUCGGAAAGUAGUCCUCCACAGAAAGGUGGUAGUCCUAGCCAAAAAAGUGGUAGUCCUUCUCAAAAAGGUGGAAGUCCUUCGCAAAAGAUAGGUAGCUAUGGAAGCCCAACACAAAAGGUUCUUACUGAAUCUGCUAGUAUAAGGAAACUGAUUGAUCAACAAAUGGCUAUUGAACAAAAAUUACAGCAACAGAUUACACCAAAAGUAAUUACCGUCAAGAAAUUCGAUGAUAGAGGAGCGUUCUUUGUCCCUGAACCCGAACCUGGCACAUCAGAACAAGAAGGUGAGACUUCAGGAGAAGUUACAGAAGAGUGCAAGAAAUCUUCAUCUUUUGUAUGCGCCGCAGCACCCAGUGACGGCUCUGCUGAAUCAAUACCAGGAGAUUGCGAAGAAAUGAUGAAAUUAUUAGAUCAAGAAGAGAAAACAAAAGAAAGUCAGGCGGUCACUAGAACAUUCACAGACGGUGGUGUAAUAGAAGUUGUUAGAACAACAACAGUUAUUCAACAGCGAUUUGUAGAUGGAAAGAAAGUAUCUGAAACUGUGUCUAGCACUGACGGUGAAGGUGCUGUUGACAUACCCUCCAGACAAAGGGCUCUAGAAGAAAGUGCCAUGUCUUAUGGGUCAGAAAUGUCCUCAUCUAUAACAUCUCAGCCUUCAGAGAUGGACAGUUUAAUGACAGUGCUAGAAAGGCAUACAGAUGGGGAAGUGGUGACUGUAACUCAUCAAACAAUAACGUUGGAAAAGCCUGAGGAUAUUGAGUUCUCGAGGGAGGGAAGUCUAGUGCGUGAGCUGUCGCCCUCCUCUGGGAGAUCGGUGGCUCACAGCGUAAUCUCGUUCUCCGGUAAACAAUUUACAGAUCCCGCUAGUGGCUCGUGGAGCGGCCAAGAUGAGGAGUUGAGCUCUUCUGGCAGUUUUAGCAGGGGCGCCCGCGCAGACCUGAUGCUAGGCAGCACAGACAGCCUAGAGGCGACCAGUUCCAACGCCACGCGCGCCACCUACAACUAUGAAGUCGACACGCCAAUGACUGGCAGUCUCACUUCUGGAGCGGUGCCCCCUCCAGGGUCAAAUACCAUGGUAUCAUCCCUGGACACGUUGGAUCCCAUCACGGCUGUCCAGAUGGAGAGCCUAGAGCACCAAUCCACUAGUGAACAUUAUUCUCAUGAUUAUGAAGUACAGGAGCCAGAUUCUGACACUGAACGAUUGGAGUUAGACAGCCGGACUCCUAGGGCUAAGGAACGUACGAUCAUGUUUGACAGUACCGACACACUCAGUGCUGUCAGUGGUGACGGUUCUGUCAAGGAAGCUGCUGUGGAAACACCAGCACCAACUUUCUAUAUCGGAGACACUCCUAUUAUGAGAGGAGAACGAAGAGAAGACGAAGACGGUCAACCAGCCCUUUCUGGAAGUGCUCCAGCAUCAUUACCAACUGCUACACAACCAUCACCGCCCAUUCCUGCUCAAAGAAGAUCAUUAUCAAUGCUCGCGAAAUCUCCUCCAUCCAGCCUUGAAGACACUAAGAAAUAAACGUUAACCUUGAUUAGGAUGACACUUUAAUGUGUCUAGAUGUUCACGCAUAACACUUUUAUUUCCUUUCAAGUUCCUAGCAUUUUGUAAGCUCUUACUAACUCCUGCUUAGGCAACAAUGCACCAAACGCUCAGAAUUUUAUUAACAGAACUUAGACUCCUUUUAUUAGUUUUUCGAUGUCCAGUUUCUUUUGAAACUUUAAUGGUUUUAAAUUACCUAUAUAUAAUGAAACCUAUAUCAAUGAUUACGAGGACCCAACUAUUAAAAAGUCUGAUAGACUUUGAUUCCUAUUCAUUAAAUGUGACAAAUAUCACCGACUGAGACUUGAAACUUUUAUUGGUACAAGAUAAUGAUAAAUCAUUAUUAAGGACUUGUGAGCUUUAAGCUCAAAUGACCCCAUAAGUAAGACAAACGAUGAAAACCAAGAAUUGACGAAACCCUAUACUGAUAAUACUCGGAAGUUUAAAAAAGAUUUGACGUAUUUUAAUUACAAACUUAUUGUACUCAAACUUUUCAAAGUAGACAAAUAUUUGACUCUGUACAAAGCGUCUGAUGUGAUAUCUCCUAACUAAACUGACUUGUAGCACUCGCAAUAAGUCCCGUCUGAGUAGUUGACUUCUAACAAAACAACAUCGGUACAUAUGGCAAAUAUUUGACCAAGCAUUGGCCAUAUUUACCGAACAUUUUGGAUACUAUUUUGGUACUCAACUUUUGUACUAAAGCGUCGGCGACGACACGGUCCAUCUUAUUUGACCUAUAAACCAAUAGCUUAGCCUUAGACAUCAAUAUGCUUACUCAUGAUGUUUAAUGUAGAAGUAUUACAUAUUUUAUAAGUAAACUAAGUAGGUAUCUGAGGAAGGAUUUUGAUAACGCAUUGAUUGGGAAUUCCGUUCACGUGAAAAUAGGCAAACUAUAGGAUCUACAUAUUCGAUUCUUGCACAAUUUCUUACGUAAGUAGAUAGAUAGAGAUACAAUAUAGGCUAAGAUUGCUGACUCUGCGGCCAACUGAAUUUAUUUAACUAGAGCGGCUGACAUGCGAUAGGAAGCAACCUGAAUGAAAAAAGUUUUGUCGAUUUUGUAUUUUCAUAUUUACCUCGUAGGAGAACCUAUUAUAAAUUAAUAAUGAUCUCUUCAUUUUCUAGUCACAUUAUAGUUUUUAAGCAAUGAUUUUAUUAAUUUUAGGGUUUCAAAUCUUAAUAUUCUUAUUUAAAUCUAGUCCUUUGAUUACAUUGUUUGAUCUUUUAUUUAUUCAUAGAUAGUUAUUUUAAGAUAAUCUUCAGUUUGUUGUUAUUGUUAUUUCCAUAUAAUUUAUUAGACUAAGAUUUGUAUUGUAUGUAAUUAAGAUUUGUAUAUCGAUUAAUAUGAAAACAUAUUGGUAAUCAAAUGUAGUAUAGAGUCGUAAUCAUUUGUCGUAAAUGUAUAAAGACGGUCGUAAUUAUCACGUGUGUUUUUAUAUUAAUUAAGCGUUUAUACAUUUCAGUUGGUCGUAGAUAAAAUUACUUCAAAGUUAGAGAAAUUUAACGGGGCUUGCUCACUUCCAAAAUUUUAUUAUUAUGGAUUACGUAAGAACUAUGAUUUAUAAUUGUGAUGGUAAUGCUAGGUUUUUGACCUGAAGUAACAUGUUUUGUAUGAAGUUUAGCGGCAGGAUAGCGUUUUUCAUCGACAAUACGACACUGUUAUAUUGAAUAGGUACUACAUUAGAGAAAUGGUGUCGUGUAAUCAGUUGUCGUAAUGUUAACCGAUUGUCGUAUGGUGUUUGAAGGUUAAAAGUCUUAAUUGAUAGAGUAUUUAAUCUAGAACUAUCGUCGAUAGACAUGUUAUGGGAUGAGACUGAGAAGAAAAAGUUAGAACCGAAGUGCUUAGCUAAAUACACUGCGAAGCUGAUUCAAAGCAAUUGAUUUUCAUAUCAGCUCUGAAGGUCCCUUUUAUGAUUAGUCGUAAGGGUUCGCUUAAUGUAACUAUUUAUAAAAAAAUAGUUAUUUUUUUUUUAAGUCUGUGUGCUUAAGAUGUCGAUAUUAAGAAUUUUAAGCUAGUCUACAGUUGCUAUGCUACAUAUAUUAAGUUUAAAAAAAAGAAUUAAGUUGCAAUGUUCAAUUGUUUCACGUUGUAUUUGUAAUAUUGCUGAAUAUUCUAUCGAUUAAAUAAUUAUUGAAUAUUAAAUAAAAACGCUAUGUCUCAUAUUUA
Messenger RNA from Helicoverpa zea (corn earworm), 19608 nucleotides. Its product is annotated as ankyrin-2-like. Lineage: Eukaryota; Metazoa; Arthropoda; Insecta; Lepidoptera; Noctuidae. The coding region runs from base 456 to 17423 and encodes 5655 amino acids. The record is from RefSeq and is a predicted model, not a curated record. Gene Ontology annotation, biological process: signal transduction. Gene Ontology annotation, molecular function: protein binding. The transcript is spliced from 52 exons.